Messenger RNA from Silurus meridionalis, 3865 nucleotides. It is a transcript of the gene adora1b, whose product is annotated as adenosine A1 receptor b. The transcript is spliced from 2 exons. Gene Ontology annotation, cellular component: synapse; membrane; dendrite. Gene Ontology annotation, biological process: G protein-coupled adenosine receptor signaling pathway. Lineage: Eukaryota; Metazoa; Chordata; Actinopteri; Siluriformes; Siluridae. The record is from RefSeq and is a predicted model, not a curated record. Gene Ontology annotation, molecular function: G protein-coupled adenosine receptor activity. The coding region runs from base 883 to 1908 and encodes 341 amino acids.
UCAUUUUACCUCCUGAAAAAAAAAAAGACUGGGCCGGAAACACUCGAGGCGCUGUAAAGGAAACCAGCAGUAUGUGCUGAAACCCAAUAUUUAAAAGACGAUCAUUUAGUUUUUCUCAGCUUCUUCUUCUUCAUCAUCGUCAUCAUCUUCUUCUCGUGAUUUCUCUCUGGUCCCAGCUCAGCACACGCCUCUCUGCGGGCUUUGGCUCAACACCAUUUGAGACUUUACUCAGCAUGAACUGGGAGUCGGUUGCGUCCAUGUAGUAUAAAUGUAAGGAAUAACGGUAAUGAAUAAACACAAAGGGAGGACCGGCUGAUUUGGGACACUGCAUACUCCGUUGUUUCUGAGAUUCGGAUAAGCUCCAGGAGAAGAACAGUUGACAGCCCACACGGACGGAUUGCGAUUUCCAGAGCAGGAAUGAAGUGCUCUCUCGUCCCAGUUUUGGACUCCUGGAUGGUGGGAAGAAUGCACAACGAAUGCAGGUGACACAGAAAAGCGGAACUGAACUGUUUUCCUCGGACAAAGCCAUGCAAGCAGCCGGACAUGUGAACAAAGCGCAGGUGGAUCUGAUGAAGAGACGCGUUUGGGUUCUGCCAAUAUGGUUCCACCAUCGGACAUUUUUAUUUUACGAAAACGAAUAAAAGCACACAUUCUUUGAUGCAUUGCAUUAUCUAUUAUUUCCACGUGUAUUACGCUCUUACUUUAAAAAGGAAAAGAGAAUGCCUGCUGUCCCAGAAUAGCCCCAAACAUUUUGCUAGGAGGAAUUUUAUGGACUGCAGCCAUACGAUUAAAGAUCACUUCUUUCUGAAACCCGACAUCCCUGCCAAACUUUAAUUUAUCAUUAUUAUACAGGCUUUAUUAUUCAUUGCAACCGAUACGACGAUGCCAGUCGACCAGUACGCAGCUCAAGUCCUCUACAUAGGCAUGGAGGUGCUGAUCGCCGUGUCAUCGGUGAUCGGAAACGUGAUGGUGAUUUGGGCGGUUAAAAUAAACAGGUCCCUGAGAGACACAACUUUCUGGUUCAUUGUGUCCCUGGCAGUGGCCGACAUAGCGGUGGGAGCUCUGGUCAUCCCGCUCGCAAUCACCAUCAGUAUCGGACUCAAGACUCACUUCUACAGCUGUUUGCUGGUGGCGUGUACAGUGCUGGUACUCACUCAGAGCUCCAUCCUCGCCCUGCUCGCCAUCGCCUUCGACCGAUACCUCAGGGUUAAGAUCCCGACCAGUUACAAGCGAGUGGUCACUUCAAGACGAGUGGGAUUAGCUGUGGUUGCAUGCUGGGCAGUAGCCUUCAUAGUUGGCAUGACUCCUAUGCUGGGCUGGAACAAGUUACACAACCUCCAAGAACAAAAUGGCUCACUCAGCCGUGACCUCAUCAUCACCUGCCAGUUUGAGAACGUCAUCAGCAUGGAAUACAUGGUUUACUUCAACUUUUUUGGCUGGGUGUUGCCCCCGCUGCUCCUUAUGCUCUGCAUCUACACAGAGAUCUUCUACAUGAUUCACAAGCAGUUAAACAAGAAGGUGAGCACGAGCCACAGUGACCCAAACAAGUACUACGACAAAGAGCUAAAGCUAGCAAAGUCACUUGCUCUCGUCCUUUUUCUGUUUGCUGUCAGCUGGCUUCCACUUCAUAUUCUGAACUGCAUCACACUCUUCUGCCCCACGUGUGAGAAUCCCAUAUUGCUCCUCUACAUUGCCAUUUUACUCACUCAUGGCAACUCUGCUGUGAACCCUAUCAUCUAUGCUUUUCACAUUAACAAGUUUCGCACCGCAUUCCAAAGGAUCUGGAAGCAGUACUUCUGUUGUAAGGAGAGUCCUCCAAUUGAAACGCAAAUGAGCGAAAGACUGGAUAAGGAUAAUUACAGCCACGCUCCUCAGCCUGCUUUUCCAGUGGAACAAAAUAACAUUUAACUGGAAGACUGAGCAGGCUGGCAGUCUGCUACAUAUGAAUUUAAUGUGAAUGUAAAUCAUUUGCUGACGCCCCAUUCUACAAAUCAAUAUUAAACAUUAUUGUUCCUCUGGGAUGGACACAAGGGAGGGAAAUUUAGAUCAUGAAGAUGGGGAGUAUGACAUAUUGUAAAGAAAAUCAAAAAUGUUUUAUACUUGUAAAACUGUUUACUGGGAGAUCAAUGACAUGCAGAGUCAAACCACAGGGGAAGUAUUCACACAAAUCUACACUGGAUUAUUUGUAUCAAUGUGCUAUAAAAAAUGUUUAAUACACUCCAUAAUGGUGCAUCAUCUCUGAAUCAGAAUGAACAUUUAUCUGAGUACCUUUAUCUAAAUGAAUUUGACAGUUUACAGGAAAACAUCGUUGAUAUACUGAACAUUGAAGCACAGUUAUCAUAAGAGAGCAUUAGGAAUGAUAAGGUAAAGAAAUUGUAUAUAUUUCUAUUUUGAUUGAUUUCUAGAACCACUUUUGCAAAGCUGCUUCAAAAAAUCCUUAUCUAGGCUGAAGCAUAAAUGCAAAAAAAAAAAGGGGGAAAAAAAGGAAGAAAGAACGUUAAGCCCAUUUCACACCGGACAUGACAUGGCAUGUGCAGCAAUCCACUUUUUUUUUAAAUUCACACUGGACACAGUUUGUGCAGCUGACCAGAAGUGAAGCUUUGUAUAGGUGAAAUUUUGAGCAUUAAUUUCUGUGCUUUCUUUCCAUUGAUAAUUUAAUAUAUCAUGUGACUGUCUGUUCAUUGUCUGAUCACUAAAUAAUUGCUCAACAUAAAAUAACGUAUAAUACUGUAGUAAUACACACCAAAAUAGAACUGUAAAACAGGUUUGAACAAGGCCAAGAAAUUAGUUCUUUAGCACAUUUCUUUUUGCGUAAUUAUGAAGCAUGAAAAAUUGCAUUACUGAUGUAUGCAGAUAUUUCGACAAUUUGAAACAAACUCUCGCAUAAUAUAUAGUUAAAAUAGUUUUAAAAAAAUAUUCGAAAGUAAAACACAAGCGUAACAUUUUUCCUUCAGCAAAAAAUCUGUUUCAUUAAAAUUGAAACAAUAUUAUGUAUACACUAGAGCAGGGGUCACCAACGUGGUGCCCACGGGCACCAGGUAGCCCGCAAGGACCACAUGAGUAGCCCGCGGGCCUUUUCUAAAAAUAGCUGUUUCCUACUUUGUUAAAUCAUUGUUGAUAAUUAUUAUGAAAAAUCAUUAACAUGAUCAGUGUCUUCACGUAGAUGAAUAUCAUUAAUUAUUAAUAAUAACAUAUAAUAAAAGGUAAAUUAAGCUAAUUUGUUAUUUCCAGAUCAAACUGGAAGCCCUUCACAUUAAUCGGAACCCAAGAAGUAGCUCUCAGUUUCAAAAAGGUUGGUGACCCCUGCACUAGAGCAAAUCGAUUGAUAAUUAAUUAUUUAAAUAUAUAGCAUUGGAAUGCCUCCUUAUAUUACUAUUUUAUAACAUAAAACCCCAAAAGAUUAAAACUGCAUUGCGUUUUUAAUGAAAAGAAAAUAAUGAAAUAUUACAGUAAUCAUACUGAUUUCAUUAUCAUUUUGAUUGUUUAGAUUUUUUCCCUCCACGAACUUUAGUCAUUCACCCAAAUCCAAAAUGUGUUUAUAUGCCUGAAAAGACUGGAGCAUGAUGGUGUUGUCCAUUCUAGUGCACUAUAUGUCCAAUAGAAGGCCACAUCAGCCAUAGUUAACAUGAGCACUGAUCAGCCAGCACAUUUUAUAACUAGGGCAUCAUUCACAUGACUGUGAUCUAUCAAACCAGAAAUCUGCUUAUAUCAUGCAUUCCCUCUCUAUACCUUUUACUUGAAAUUUGAAUCGGUACAUUAUGUUUAUGCGGCCUGUGGUUGCAGAGCAAAUUGUUUGUGCAGUUAUGAUAGUAAUUACACUCAAAUGGGGAACCGGAAUAAAACAGACACACUGUUUAUUCACUGA